AUGGCGACGUACGGCGACGAGCCAGUCGACAGUUAUUUCUACUCCUCUUACGGGCCCUACGCGGGCCGGUACCCGCGGCCCAAGGACGCCGGGUGGAAGUACCGGAGCUACCUGUCCCACUGCGGGGACGCCGCGGACGCCUUCAACAACCACCAGCGCGCGCAGCUCAAGUCCAUCUUGUCUCAGAUCAACCCCAAACUCACCCCGAGGCUCCGGAAGGCCAACACCAAGGACGUGGCGGUGCAGGUGAACCCGCGCAGGGACGCCUCGGUGCAGUGCUCCAUCGGCCCGCGGACCCUGCUGGCCUGGAAGCGGGACUCCGGGCGCAGGAGGCGGCAGGAGCCCGCCGCGACGCACGGGGGAGGCGGCGGCGGAGGCGGCGGCGGAGGCGGCAGCCCCAAGGCGCCGGCCGCGAUGCGGUACCCGCGCACCCUCGCGGUGUAUUCACCCAUCGCCUACAGAAGCGUCACCUCCUUCCUGGUCGACGAAAACAACAACGACGACGACAACAACAACAACAACAUCAACAACAACCCCAAAAUUAAAGAGGCCUCGUGCGGUGACGCGCAGGCCGGAGAGCCGCCCGGUGACCCGCCGGAUUCCGCGGGGAGACGCGCCGGGAAGAAGCACGUCGGCGACCGGGCGGGUGAGGACGGAAAGACCCCGAAGCUCCAGGAGCAGCGCGAGGACACCGGAUGUGAGCACGAGGACACCGAAGAGCUGCUGCUCGCUGCGGAGGGGUCAAAGGGCAAGGCGCGCGUGCGGUUCCAGUUCCUAGAGCAGAAGUACGGAUAUUAUCACUGCAGAGAAUGCAACCUGCGAUGGGAGAGUGCCUACGUGUGGUGCGUUCAGGGCACCAACAAGGUUUACUUCAAACAGUUUUGUAGAAAAUGCCAAAAGGACUUCAACCCGUACCGCGUGGAGGACAUCACGUGUCACACCUGCAACAAAGCGCGCUGCUCGUGCGCCAUGACGCAGCGGCACGUGGACCCCAAGCGGCCGCACCGACAGGACCUGUGCGGCCGCUGCAGAGGCAAGCGGCUCUCCUGCGAGAGCACGUUCAGCUUCAAGUACAUCAUCUAGCGCGCAUGCGCGCGUCUCCAAGACCAACUCACUGUUUGCGACAAACAAACAAAAACAAAUAUUUGAUGUUUCAAAACUUUAUUUCA
Cyclopterus lumpus (lumpfish) is the source of this 1169-nucleotide messenger RNA. It is a transcript of the gene zar1, whose product is annotated as zygote arrest 1. Bases 1 to 1083 code for a protein of 360 amino acids. NCBI's taxonomy places the organism in Eukaryota, Metazoa, Chordata, Actinopteri, Perciformes, Cyclopteridae. The transcript has 4 exons. Gene Ontology annotation, biological process: translation. Gene Ontology annotation, molecular function: mRNA base-pairing post-transcriptional repressor activity. Gene Ontology annotation, cellular component: cytoplasm. The record is from RefSeq and is a predicted model, not a curated record.